Enterobius vermicularis (human pinworm) is the source of this 1299-nucleotide messenger RNA. NCBI's taxonomy places the organism in Eukaryota, Metazoa, Nematoda, Chromadorea, Rhabditida, Oxyuridae. The record is from the annotation of a GenBank genome assembly.
AUGCUUAGUGUAGAAGCUGGAGUAACAAAAGCUCAAGAAGGCUUUGGGACCUAUAAAGAUCUUGAAAGUGAAGAUUAUGAUAUUAAGGUGACUGACGGCGGAGAAAACCAAAACUGUAACUUUCGAUCAUCGGCGUUGGAGAUGCUUUUGGAAAAGGAGUCUGAAUCAAGUGAGUGUUCGCAGUCAAGCGCAAGUUCUCCUUCACCUUCAUGUUCAGAUGGAAGUGAAAUUGUUGUUAUUGCCACGCCGUCUGAACCGUUUUUUGGUGCAGUAAAUAUGUGUCCAAAAGUUAUCACUACGAUGCUCCUUCCUGCAACGGAUGUAAAACCUUUUUUAGGCGAACAGUAUUACAAGGAAGAAAAGGACAGUAUUUCAGAAAAACGAUGCUUGUGUCGUGCUUGCCGUUUUAAUCGUUGUGUCGCUGCCGGUAUGAAUCCUUUGUUGAUACAAGUGUCUCCGCACGAUAUUCCCAUGGUGGAACAUGGAACCAUGAAAAUUCUUGACGAACUUUUGAAAGUAGAAGCAAAGUUACACUUUCUAAGGAUCUCUACUUUUUGCCCAGAAAAAAAGCCGUUUACACUGGCAAAAUUACUACAGUCUCCCAAUUUAGUGGACGAAGUUUCACAAUUCCAAAAAGUGGAAGAUUGGGGAGCCAGAAAAACCAUUUUCAUACCUCUCGUCAACGGUACUUUAACAAGACGAAGCGUGGGGUUCAAAGACUGGCAUCUCUGCGACUUGGUACUUGCUGUCGAAUUCGGAAAAACAUUUUCUUUCUUUGCAGACUUGCCACUCUCAGAUAAGAUUGCUUUGAUAAAAGGGACGGCAGCAGCAGAAUCCUCAAUUGCAGAUUCAUUUUUUUCUUAUAAAAGGAAUGCAAAUACACUAAUACUUCCAGAUGGAGAAAUUCCAGUAAUUACAGAGCCUAAGCCCCCCGCUGUAAUGUGUUGUAUGAUGGCGAAAGGUGUUGAAGUUUUGAUUCGUUGUCAGCCGGACGAAAUAGAAUACGUGCUUUUACGAGCAAUUGCAUUUGCUAAUGACACUGCUGAAGGUUUGAGUGUGAAAGCACAGGAUAUUAUAAGACGUGAAAGAGAAAAAUAUGUCAAGCUUUUGUUCAAUUACCUGAUGAAAAAAUAUGACACCACAAAAGGAGCCACAAAAUUUAUGGACUAUAUUGGUGCGAUAAACAGCUAUACAGAAAUUGCGGCUAAACGUAAAGAGCAGCAUUCGUUAAUUUUGGCUCUGUUUCGCCCAAAUUUGUCUACACAUCCCCAUAAGUUCCUUGAUGAAACCCUGGGUUGA